AGGAAAUGGCAAAAAAAAUACCUAACUCUCCCUAACUAUCUUCGUUCAUAUGAAUAAUACAGGGCUGUACCGCUCAGUAGAUAACUUCAUCACAGUACUUGAGAGGCGUCAGUAGCUAUGGCCUGCUCUCAGGUAGGGGAGUUCACAUACUCCAUGGAAAUUACAAGUGCCAUGUUAGAUGCCUGAAAAUGUGUUGUUUCUGUUUGGAAAAACAGAAAAGUGAAACAAUCCAAAAGUAAAUAAAGAAUAUAUUCUAAAGUAAUCAUUGUUUGUAUUUCUCUCCUACAGGAAAGUCUGGAGUACAUUUUCCUCCUCAUCUUCUCAGUGGAAUGCUUCCUGAAGAUAGUGGCCUAUGGCUUCCUUUUUCACUCAGAUGCAUACUUAAGAAAUGAAGUAUGUUUGUGUGUCGUUAGAUUUUGUUUGUGUGUCUGUUGGGUUGUUUUCAGUAGCAAUGGAUGCUAUUAACCACUUAAGUGGAGUGGAGGCUCAGGUUGGAGAGAAAGGCGGUGGGUUUGACAUGAAAGCACUCCGAGCGUUCAGAGUCCUGCAACCACUCAGACUGGUCUCCGGAGUCCCAAGCCUGCAGCUGGUGAUGAAUUCCAUUAUGAAGUCAAUGCUGCCUCUGUUCCACAUCACACUCCUUGUCUUCUUCAUGGUCACCAUCUACUCAAUCAUGGGUCUGGAACUCUUUAAGUGCAAGAUGCACAAGACCUGCUAUUACACAGGCACAAAUAUUAUUGCAACGGUGGAGAACGAGAAGGCUUCUCCGUGUGCACAGGCAGGAAACGGACGCCGAUGUACCAUCAACGGUACAGAAUGUCGAGCUGGCUGGCCAGGCCCAAACAGUGGCAUCACCCACUUUGACAACCUCGGCUUCGCCAUGCUUACUGUCUACCAGUGCAUUACGACUCAAGGGUACUACUGGGUAAGAUUUUACUUUUUAUUGUCUGGGUAUCUUUUGCGAGGUUGCUUCCUAAAUAGUUGGCAGAUAUAGGUAAUAUGGCUGCAUAGGAAACAAGGCCCUCCAUUUUGCUAAAUUUCAAGGAAGAAUCAGCAAAAAGACAGUUCUCCAAUUCAUCUUUUAUGUAAAAUAAUGUAUGGCAGUAUAAUGUACACGUUAUUUUAUUAAAUUGUUUAAGAUGUCCCAGCGUGCCUAGCAGGCUACCUGACAUACUCCAUAGCGGAGGUUGCUGGAGAGUGGCAAAUCCCUCCCGACUAUGGUGGCCACUACAGGGAAAUUGGGCUAAGAUUACAAUAAUGGUUAUGUUUGAAUUAACAUCCAAAAUGCACACAGGUUUGGCCUGUGGUCAGUGUAAAUUGGGAUUGCAUUGACAAUGUUGCUCCAGAACUGUCUGCAUCUAUCCCAACUAGAAACCAAAGAAACUGCCUGAAGAUUCACACUAAACUCAAAACCCGGACCACUGCCUCAAAAUACUCCUUCCUGACACCUUGUACUACCUUGCGUUCAUACCAAACAGGGCCAUGGAUGAAGCCAUCCCCAUGGCAACACAUUGCACUAACACACCUGGACUAAAGGGAUACAUGAGUAAUCAGUUUGUCGAUUAACGCUCGGCAUUCAAAUCGUCCAUUUCCUCAAAAUUCGUCUCUAAGCUUGUUGAUCUCGCCCUGGAAACCUUCUUUUUGAGUUGGAUAUUAGAUGGAACAAUAGUAAAUUGUAUUGAUAUGUUUAAGAGACAUCAAUAAUACAAUGUCUCAGUGUGACGUUUGAUAUUCCCCCUUAUUUUCUUCCUAAUCUCAAUCGCUCAUUAAGAGCUUUUUUUGUUUGUUUACAUGUCAGACAAUGUUUCACACAGUGCCACACAAUGUCCUUCAUGAGGAAAAAAACACAUUGAACAAUUAUCAGCAUUGAAAUAUUGUCAAAAUAUUUAGAUACAAUUGAACACCAUAAUAAGUCAUAGCGUUGACAAGAUCUCGUUAUAGUGAGAAACAAAUUAUUUAAAUUGUUCUGCCAUAUUUCUAUUGUUUUAAUUCGAGUCAAUACAGAAACAACUUAUCAUCGGAAGUACGACACAAACUUAAUAUAAGCUAGACAUAUAAAAAGUUUCCAUAAUACAACUCAAAGUAUGUCACUGCGGUGUGCUUCGAUUCACGUGGUGAGCCCAGAUGGGUACUCUGCCAUUGCAGAGUACAGGUCAGACUAAUUAGACUGGCAGUCAACUCAAAUUCUGAAGUCUUUGCCUAUUUAAUAGAAUAAAUCGUAAACCGUUUUGCUUUCUAGAUAGGGAGCCACAAUCCUACCACCAGUCAUGUAAACAACUGUUCUGUCGUUGUUAUAUAGGAAAGGAAUGAAAACAAUAAUGGUUGAGGGUGAACCCCACCCAUUGGGCGGAAUCGUCAUAACCCUGUGGAUGGCCUGAAGCAACGUAUCUCUUCUUUUUCCGUCCUUUGCUCUUUGCGGAAGUAAAGUUAAUAAUAAACUGGUUUAUUUAAACUAAUGUCCAUGCAAAAAAUGUGAAAGCAGCCUUAUAGUUUUUCAAAUUUGGCAUUGGCUCUUGUACAGCAUGUGUUUUCACCCAAAAGGGGCGUAGAUGUUCUUACAACAUGAAAGUGACGUAUGCCUGCUUUCAUCUAUCCAAACAUUGAACAGGCCUAUAGUUAGUAUUGAUAUACUGAUAAGAUGGUUUGGUACAGCCUACUUGUGGACCAUGGGUCGCAGAACCCCAGGCUUCCCCGUCGCCUUUGUGGGCCCAUCAUCCUGUGUUUCGUUUAUGCCUUGCGGAUGGGAGCUUGUCUCGUUUCAUCUUGCACAGAUGGGCGCUCACGCUUUUGGACUGGGAGUCGUUUUACGCAUGGUUGGAUUGGAUGGGUGCUCAGCCCAAUCCUGUACUCACCUCUCACUUACGAAUCUGCCAACCAAGCACAGCUCUCUAAAAUGCCUGAUGAUUGUGGUACACACUAUAAGCCAUGACAUGCAGAAAUUAAACUUUCCAGUUUUGAUUUGGAAAAGAAAGAAUCCCUCCCUCUCUACUUCCUCCCACCCUACAUUUUACCGCCAGCUGUUAAGACAACCAUGAAAGAGCCAGGUAUAUCUCUUAUUGUUGACUGUGCACAAUCAACAAGAAGAGAUAUUCUCAACGAGCAUUUCACUCAUUGAUAAUAGCCUGAGGUGAUGCCAUUUCUAACCGAUUGCACUCAAAACAUGGUUCUUAAGUCUUAUCUAUGUCACAGGAUAGGCAUGGGUUUUUAAAAUUUUUCAUCCAAAGGACAUCAGAGGAAAAAGGGGAAGUGAUGGACAAUUGGUUCUAGAAACUUUAAAUAACCAUUAUGAUAACUAUCAUAAGGCAGAGGGAUGUAUCCACUACACACUUACCAAAGAUACUUUCAGGAAAAUUAAAAAAAAAGGCAGAAAGUCAGCUGAUAAAUCAGGUAAACAGCCUGGCCACAUAAUCAGGAGCGAACCUAUUUAAUCUGUGUGAAGGAAUAGAAGGAAAUUAAGUGUGAUUGCAAUGGAAUUCAUGGAACAUAAUUUUCUGAUGCUUGAAGGCAGGGAUGGGCAACUGGCAACCCGUGGGCCACAUGCGGCCCGCAUCCUCGCUCAAUGAGGCCUGCACAAAUUAGAAAUUAUUUAUUUUUACAGAAAUUUUGAUCAAGAAAACCGUAUCUGUUCAUAGAAUUCCACUACAACUACUACAACUGCACUGAAUAUAAUGCUAGUUGUUGCACUUAAUGUGGGGCACUGUCGAAGUGCGUGGUCAUGUGGCCCUCUGAUGGUGGUGUAAAUUUGUGGCCCACUUCAUCAUGAAAGUUUCCCAUCCCUACUGGGAUGGUUAAGGAUUGUGGCUUUUUCUCCUUUUGUGAUCUUUCCCGGGAUGAUUUAGGAGUAGCAGGAUUAAGGGCCCCAUUAAGGACAUUUGAAUGGGCCCCUAGAUCUGGGGCCGUAUUCACAAAGCAUUUUAUCUUACCGCUAGGAGUGCUCCUAACUCGCGCUAAAACAUUUUACGUAGGAGUUUUUUCUUAAAAGUUAUUCACAAAGCCGCUGAGACCUACUCUUA
Gadus chalcogrammus (walleye pollock) is the source of this 4013-nucleotide messenger RNA. Its product is annotated as dihydropyridine-sensitive L-type skeletal muscle calcium channel subunit alpha-1-like. The record is from RefSeq and is a predicted model, not a curated record. Gene Ontology annotation, biological process: calcium ion import across plasma membrane. NCBI's taxonomy places the organism in Eukaryota, Metazoa, Chordata, Actinopteri, Gadiformes, Gadidae. The transcript is spliced from 4 exons. Bases 389 to 994 code for a protein of 201 amino acids. Gene Ontology annotation, molecular function: high voltage-gated calcium channel activity. Gene Ontology annotation, cellular component: voltage-gated calcium channel complex; membrane.